AUGAGCGCCAACGCCACCGCCCGCGAUGCGUGGGAAGAUGAGGACUGGGAAAGCCAGGCUGAUAAGCUAGAUACUCAGCCUACGCAGCCGGCUGAGAAGAAGGUCUCCUCGAAGGUCACCAAGGCGCAGCGCAGGGCGCAACAGGCCGAGUUCAACCGGCAGCUAUGGGCUGAAGCCGAGUCCCCACAACAGACAUUCCACUACCUCGAGACACGCUCGGAUGUGCCACUGAAGCAGGACUUCAAGCCGACAGUAACGCUACUCAGCCGCAAGCCACAAAUAGCAACCCGGCAGACACCAUCAUCGUCUUCCUCCGCCACAGCAGCAGGAAUCGCGCAGCUGGGACUAAACGGCGAGGACGAUGAAUCCGACGACGAGGGUAACAAACGGCCCGAACCCACACCCGAAGAGCGGCAGGCAAUGGCGCUCAAGAACCGGGAGGAGAAGCAGCGGAAAUACGAAGAGGCGCGGGAGCGGCUGUUUGGGAGUCCCUCAGCUACGACGUCCGGUGCAUCUUCGCCGGGGAGCACGACGCCGCCGCUGCGCCCCCAUGAGGGGAGAGGAGGGAAAGGCAAAGGGCGGGGUGGUGGUGGUGGCGGGCGAGAGCGGGAGAAAAGGGAUUCGUCCACGGCGUCGAGCAAGUCGAGACAUCAUCUCUACGAUCCCGCUAGCGCCGCGAAGCCGAACGCCGGGUUUACGCAGAGACAGCUACAUCGGCAGCAGUCAAAUAACAGUGACUCGGACAAGAGUAGCCCGGCCCCGCAGCAGCCGGUACGCAACCCGCGCGGGCCAGAUGCGAGUGGGAGAGGUGGUUUCAGCAGAUUCGCAAAUCGGGGUGGCCGAGGCAGCUAA
Penicillium riverlandense is the source of this 852-nucleotide messenger RNA. RefSeq lists its product as uncharacterized. The record is from RefSeq and is a predicted model, not a curated record. The transcript has 3 exons. Lineage: Eukaryota; Fungi; Ascomycota; Eurotiomycetes; Eurotiales; Aspergillaceae. The coding region runs from base 1 to 852 and encodes 283 amino acids.